CUCGUCACCUCCCAACCGCGACGGGCGACCUCUCGGCCCUCUUCCGAUUCAACGGUUGGUGUGGUAGCUUCAAGUUUCUCUCACCGGGUCCGUAACAGGAAGUUCGGAGCGCAGCUCGCUUCAUACAUAUCACCUACGAUUGCUGGCCUCCACCGUCUUCUCGGGCUUCGCUUCGUAUUCCCGAUUCCCAUUCUCAGGCAUGGCAUCCUCUGAUAAGCCAGAAGUAGUCGAACGAGAGGUGAAAGACAAAGAACAUAAGGAAGAAGAUAAGCAUGAAGAAAAGGGAGGCUUCAUUGAGAAGGUUAAGGAUUUUAUCCAUGAUAUUGGUGAGAAGAUUGAGGGAGCAAUAGGAUUUGGAAAGCCUACUGCAGAUGUUGCUGGAGUUCAUAUUCCCAGCAUCAAUCUGGAGAAGGCAGAAAUUGUUGUUGAUGUGCUGAUUACAAACCCCAAUCCCGUUCCGAUCCCUCUGAUAGACAUAGAUUACUUAAUUGAAAGCGAUGGAAGGAAACUUGUGUCUGGAUUGAUCCCUGAUGCUGGAACGAUCCAUGCUCAUGGUUCAGAGACUGUCAAGAUACCAGUGACAUUAAUAUAUGAUGAUAUCAAAAACACUUAUGAUGAUAUCAAGCCGGGAAGCAUCAUUCCAUACAGGAUCAAGGUUGAUCUCAUCGUCGAUGUUCCGAUUUUUGGAAGGCUUACCCUGCCUUUGGAGAAGAAGGGUGAGAUUCCUGUGCCUUACAAGCCAGAUGUUGAUCUUGAAAAGAUACACUUUAAUAAGUUCUCUUUUGAAGAAACAACGGCCACCCUCCAUCUGAAGCUUGAGAAUAAGAAUGACUUUGACCUGGGACUCAAUGCAUUAGAUUAUGAAAUUUGGCUCUCUGAUGUGAGCAUUGGAGCUGCAGAGCUCACAAAAUCUAUAAAGCUGGAGAAAAAUGGAAUUACUAAGAUGGAGAUUCCAAUCACUUUCAGGCCGAAGGACUUUGGUUCUGCUCUUUGGGACAUGAUAAGAGGACGAGGUACUGGUUAUUCUCUAAAAGGAAAUAUUGAUGUGGACACACCAUUUGGACGAAUGAAGCUGCCUAUUAGCAAAGAAGGUGGGACCACCCGCCUCAAGAAACAGGAUGAUGAUGAUGACGAUGAUGAUGAGGAUUAAGGAGCUGUUCUGCUAGCUUUUGCAUAUGCAAUGAAUCAGAUGUCUUAGUACAGAGCCGUAUAGACUAGGCUCUGGGUGAUGCUUGCACAUGAUCCCAUGUUUCAUCUAAAUAAUUCGGAUGGCUUAUUGGUGCAGUUUGUUGAUGUAAACCAUAGACAUGUCUUUGUUAGUUCUGAGACUUUGGCCUCCUUGUUGGAGCAAUAUCUGGGACCUAUUUUUGUUUAUCUGACGGCGUUUUUUUCA
Molecule: messenger RNA, 1393 nt
Organism: Phoenix dactylifera (date palm)
Lineage: Eukaryota; Viridiplantae; Streptophyta; Magnoliopsida; Arecales; Arecaceae
Biological process (GO): response to desiccation
Cellular component (GO): cytosol
Source: RefSeq, a predicted model, not a curated record